Notolabrus celidotus (New Zealand spotty) is the source of this 2100-nucleotide messenger RNA. It is a transcript of the gene sp8a, whose product is annotated as sp8 transcription factor a. Bases 128 to 1387 code for a protein of 419 amino acids. Gene Ontology annotation, molecular function: RNA polymerase II cis-regulatory region sequence-specific DNA binding; DNA-binding transcription factor activity, RNA polymerase II-specific. The transcript is spliced from 2 exons. The record is from RefSeq and is a predicted model, not a curated record. NCBI's taxonomy places the organism in Eukaryota, Metazoa, Chordata, Actinopteri, Labriformes, Labridae. Gene Ontology annotation, biological process: regulation of transcription by RNA polymerase II.
UGAGCGGCACCUCAAAGCUGUGAAGAAGAUACAACUACUCCAGCAGUCAGUGAAGACACACAGACUCAUCACACCCUGCCAACGCCAGCACACACUCAGACACACAACAGAGAAUACAGCACAGUCCAUGGCCGCUUCACUGCUAGGGGAGGAGCCUCGGUUAGGCAGCACUCCUCUCGCCAUGCUGGCCGCCACCUGCAACAGAAUCGGUGACCCCAGCCCCUCGUGCUCACCCGCUCUCUCAGACGGGGCACUGCCGGGACUCGUAAAAGGAUUUCACCCUUGGAAAAGGAGCGCACCGGGCACCAGCCAUCUGGGAGCAUGUCUCAGCACACUCGGGGUUCCCACUGUCUCCAGGAGUAACGGGAACGGACUCACGGAGACAUCCAGCGCUUUCUCAAUGACCGCAGCCAACUCUCCUUUUGGAAAUGAUUACGCGAUGUAUCAAACUGCGGUGCCUUCAGACAACAGUGUACCUGAUCCCAUGCACGCGCAGCGCUCUGUGUUUCUGAGCAAAUUCCCCUCCACAGUGGAAGGCAUCGCUGGGAUAUACCCGAGGAUGCAUGCGCACCCCUAUGAGUCGUGGUUCAAGCCCGUGGGAGAUAUCAGUAAUGGAUCCGCUGCUUGGUGGGACAUGGGUACCAGCUGGGUGGACUCACAGAGCCCAACCGGGAUACCCUCUCCUUUGAGCGGCUACAGCUCUGACUACAGCUCCGCCUUCAGCCCCGGAGCCCCUCAGCACCUGCUUCCCGCCACACAGCAUCUGUUUGACGGCUUUAGACCACCUGUCCCAGCCACGUACACAGAGUCCACGACGGCUGGGGCACCUACACUGUCAGUAAACCCUGUCGUUUCUCUCCCUGCAUCUUCCCGCUCCUCAUCACGGCGAUACUCCGGUAGAGCCACGUGCGACUGUCCGAACUGUCAGGAAGCGGAGAGCCUCGGCCAGGGCGGCACGAGCCCACGGCGAAGAGGCUUGCAUAGCUGCCACAUCCCCGGCUGCGGUAAAGUUUAUGGCAAGACCUCUCACCUGAAGGCUCACCUGCGCUGGCACACCGGGGAGAGGCCGUUUGUCUGUAAUUGGCUCUUCUGCGGUAAACGAUUCACGCGCUCCGAUGAGCUCCAGAGGCAUCUGCGCACUCACACCGGGGAGAAGCGGUUCGAGUGCUCCAUAUGCCACAAACGCUUUAUGCGCUCUGAUCACCUCAGCAAGCACGCUAGGACGCACAACGCGGACGGGUCGGAGGAGGGCGGGGAACCAGGGCCUGGUAAAGGCAGCAGCGACACGGACAAUAGCCUCUCCGGUAGCCCGAGCCAGUCUCCAGGACUACACGGGCGCGAGACUGUUCCAAACUCAGAGGGACAAACACAUAGCGCGGUGGAAUAACUGAUAACAACAUGUGUUUGUGUUUACAUGGACACUUAAAAAAUGAAAUGGCACUUUAUAAUGAACUCCAGCUGUGGAUGAACAUGUGUCCUUACCUCAUUUAUUUUUUAAGUUUCUUAAAAAUUAACUUUUACUGUGUACAAUUUAUCAGAUUUAUGUUAUUUGGAGACAUUUUUAUGAGCCUUAAUUUAUUCUCCAGACAUGUAUUUUCUAGUUACAGGAGUUAGUACACUGGUAAGUUGAAUCGAGAUUGGGUUACUGCUGAUUCAAAUUGAUGCCAUGUCAUUAUCUUUGAGAUGUUUGUCUGAGGGAGUACAUUUUAUUUUACUUUUUCUACAUGUUUGUAAGCCUUGAUUUUAUUAUCAAUUAAACAGGAAUAUUUUGGACACAUUUCUUUCGUCAUUAGACCUGAUAUGAUUCGGUUUAUUUAUUAUCAUAGAAUAAACACAGAACAGAACUGGUGGAAAAUACUGUUAAUCGAGCUUUAAAUAAGAAUUCAGUUUAAUUUGGCAUAUUACAAUGGAAUUUCGGUUUAAUCUAAGACGUUAGUUCAAACAGGGUUAGAAUAAUUGUAUACCCUUUAAUCAAGUGAAUCACAACUUUAAAAGUAGCCUAAUAUUUCAGCUGAGGCCUACAGCAGGCUUAUGGAAGUUAAUGAACCAAAAAAAAAAAAAAAAGAGGGACAUUGCAUUACCUAUCAAAAACACUAUUUG